Messenger RNA from Nerophis lumbriciformis (worm pipefish), 1635 nucleotides. Lineage: Eukaryota; Metazoa; Chordata; Actinopteri; Syngnathiformes; Syngnathidae. The record is from RefSeq and is a predicted model, not a curated record.
AUGGAGCUACUUCGCUUUUCCGCUUUCUGGUGUGGAGCAAUACUCUGUGGUAGUAUUGUGCUCGAGCAGGCGGUUGGAAGCAAUGCCUAUAUUUUAAAAAUAAGGCGGCUGUGCAAGUUUUGCGAUGUACAAGCAACCAGCUGCGCCGGUCGAGGAAGCUGCAAGGUGGAGUGUGACAUUACUUCCAUUUGCACCAGUGACGACGACGUGUGUGUUGCCAUUUGGAGGAAGAAAGACGACAAUGUCACGUUCGACACUGUCUGCCACAACCCAGCUCACAAGCUGUACGGCCUGGUCCUGGAGGACUACAACAACAGCAAGUGUGAAAUGAAAGAAAGAAAAGGCAUGGGCUCGUCAUUCUUCAUGUGCUCCUGCUCAGAGGAUGAGUGCAACGAGAAUAUCAUCUUUAACACCUACAUGGAUUCACAGGUCGCUGUCAUCUUAGUGAGCCUGGUUCCUCUUCUGGUCAUGGCCAUUGUGGUGAUUACCUCUUUCUACUGUUACCGUGUCUACCGCCAGCGCAGAGCUAAUGCGAAACGCAAGAAAGGUGCCCCACUGGAUUUCAGUGACGCUCAUGCCAUCAUGGGGGACGAAGAAGGUUCCGACAGCAGCUCGACGCACGCCAACAACCUCAACCACAAUACCGAGUUGUUGCCCAUCGAACUGGACGUCCAGGUGGGGAAAGGUCGUUUCGCUGAAGUUUACAAAGCCAAACUUAAGCAGGGAUCCUCGGUCAGCGACGAGCAGGGUUUCGAGACGGUGGCGGUCAAGAUUUUCUCUUACGAAGAGUACGCCUCCUGGAAAAAUGAGAAGGACAUAUUCUCGGACGCUGACCUGAGGCACGAAAACGUGCUCCACUUCCUGACGGCGGAGGAAAGGAAGAUACAGAGACAGUACUGGCUGAUCACGGCGUACCAGCCAAAAGGCAACCUCCAAGAGUACUUGAGCCACAAUAUUAUUAGCUGGCAUGACUUAUGGGUACUUGGGGGAUCGCUCGCUAGGGGACUAGCUCAUCUUCACAGCGACCACUCACCUUGCGGCCGCUACAAGGUGCCGAUUGCACACAGGGAUAUUAAGAGCUCGAACAUCUUGGUGAAGAGUGACUUGAACUGCUGCCUGUGCGACUUUGGCCUCGCGCUCCGUUUGGAUAAUUCACUGUCUGUGGAUGAGUUGGCCAACAGUGGACAGGUGGGAACAGCCAGAUACAUGGCUCCUGAGGUCUUGGAGUCCAGAAUCAACCUAGAAAAUAUCGAGUCCUUCAAACAGGCCGACGUGUACUCUAUGGCGCUUGUACUGUGGGAGAUGAUCUCCAGGUGCAGCGCUAUUGGAGAGGUUAAAGAGUAUGAGCCACCUUUUGGAAACCUAAGAGAGCACCCAUGUGUAGAAAGCAUGAAGGACAGCGUGCUCCGGGACAGAGGAAGACCUGAAAUUCCUAACAGUUGGAUCAACCACACAGGCAUCCAGCUGGUUUGUUCCUCCAUAGACGACUGCUGGGACCACGACCCAGAAGCCCGUCUGACAGCCCAAUGUGUCGCCGAGCGCUUCGAAGACCUGGAGUACCUGGACAAGCUGUCCGACUGCUCUGACUCGGAGGAGAAAAUCCCGGAAGAAAUCAUCGUGGUGGAUGAAAAAUAG